Acaulospora morrowiae is the source of this 475-nucleotide messenger RNA. Lineage: Eukaryota; Fungi; Glomeromycota; Glomeromycetes; Diversisporales; Acaulosporaceae. The record is from the annotation of a GenBank genome assembly.
GGGUUACACCUAUGAUAAUCACCUGCGUUCACCUUCAUUUUCUUCGAGAGUUUCCUUAUGGGUGUACGACACGGUUUUAAUCUUGAAUCCCUAUCGAUGGGCCCUUUUAAUAUAUCAUUUGUUCUCUAAAGAGACGCAUGUAAUUAAACCGUCAACCGAGUUUAUUAUUCCCUUGCCGAAAUUCGCUUCGUAUCCGGGAGAAAGCGUUUCAUACAAAGAAAUCAUGUGGAAACCCGAAUCCAAUCAAUUUACAAAAUUUUGGGACAGCAAAUUCUAUGAAGAUUGGAAUGGGGAGGUUCUGGUGGAUUUCAAGUGGAGGACCUUUGGGAAAGAUUAUUACUUUUUUAUUUGGACUGUUUACACCAUUUUUUUAUUGACGUUCACUCUGGUGGCCACUGAACCUUCCAAUAUUGACUUUUCGGAAUUUCUGCUAUGGGUUUCAAUCUUAUUAGGUUCAUUCCAAUUGUCAAUUGAA